AUGCAUAGAUUGUCCGAAGUAGAAAAGAAACUUGAAAAUGUUCAGGAAACUAAGCUGGAGAAGGAAGAGACUCGUACUCUUAGCAAAGGUGACACGUUUACAAGAUGGGGGAGAUUUUCUUGUCCAAAUGGAACAACAUUGAUCUACGACGGUUUUGCUGGAGGCUCUGGACAUAACGCAAAGGGUGGCGCAGCAAAUUAUGUUUGCCUGCAUAAACAGCCAACAUGGAACGAUAACAAUGUGUAUAAAUCACAAACGAAUCUUAUGUUUGGGGCAGAGUAUCAGACCAGUGGCACUAACUGGGAGAAGAUUCAAGAGUAUGAUGUCCCAUGUGUUGUAUGCCACGUACCUAGCAGCAAUAUUGUCAUGAUCCCUGGCCGAAAUGUUUGUCAUGAAAAACAUUCAUUGCAGUACAGCGGAUAUCUUAUGUCGGGUCACUAUUUGCAUCCAUCAGCAACGGAAUUUGUCUGUGUUGAUGAUGAGCCGGAAGUUUUUCCUGAUUCAAGUACACACCAUGCUAGCAAACUAUUUUAUUUCGUGUAUGCAAAGUGCGGAUCACUGAAAUGUCCACCGUAUGAAGAUGGAAAGAAAAUUACAUGCGUUGUUUGCUCAUUUUGA
Messenger RNA from Ruditapes philippinarum (Manila clam), 618 nucleotides. RefSeq lists its product as uncharacterized. The transcript has 2 exons. NCBI's taxonomy places the organism in Eukaryota, Metazoa, Mollusca, Bivalvia, Venerida, Veneridae. The record is from RefSeq and is a predicted model, not a curated record. The coding region runs from base 1 to 618 and encodes 205 amino acids.